Ficedula albicollis (Collared flycatcher) is the source of this 4905-nucleotide messenger RNA. RefSeq names its product ADP ribosylation factor like GTPase 8B (gene ARL8B). The transcript is spliced from 6 exons. The record is from RefSeq and is a predicted model, not a curated record. Gene Ontology annotation, cellular component: lysosomal membrane. Gene Ontology annotation, molecular function: GTP binding; GTPase activity. Gene Ontology annotation, biological process: protein transport; anterograde axonal transport. Bases 22 to 438 code for a protein of 138 amino acids. NCBI's taxonomy places the organism in Eukaryota, Metazoa, Chordata, Aves, Passeriformes, Muscicapidae.
UCAGGUCAAUUCAGCGAAGAUAUGAUUCCUACUGUGGGCUUCAACAUGAGGAAAGUUACAAAGGGUAAUGUUACAAUAAAGAUUUGGGAUAUAGGAGGGCAGCCCCGAUUCCGGAGCAUGUGGGAGCGAUAUUGCAGAGGAGUUAAUGCUAUUGUCUACAUGGUAGAUGCUGCAGAUCGUGACAAAAUAGAAGCCUCUCGAAAUGAGCUGCACAAUCUUCUAGAUAAGCCCCAGUUACAAGGAAUCCCUGUUCUAGUACUUGGAAAUAAGAGAGACCUUCCUAAUGCUUUGGAUGAGAAACAGCUAAUUGAAAAGAUGAACCUUGCUGCUAUUCAGGACAGAGAAAUCUGCUGCUACUCAAUUUCUUGCAAAGAGAAAGAUAAUAUAGAUAUCACGCUUCAGUGGCUUAUUCAGCAUUCAAAAUCUAGAAGAAGCUGAAGUCUUCCUGGAAUCUCCAGUACCAGUUGGCCAUAAUCUCAAUUGUCCACUUCCCUCCAUAAUGAGAUACUACCCAAAAAUCCUGUAUCAAGAAUCUGCCUUUUCACGGUUCAUCUCUCAUGUGCACUGCUGAAGACUUGUAUUCCUAUUCUGUCACAAAACAACUAGAGUUGUCAUGAUAAAGUCAGCACAAAUAUUUAUUUUACAACCAUCUGUGGUGGGAGGGUUGUGGGGGGGGCUUUUUAAAGAAAUAUCUCUACCAUGUUAACUACGAUGGUACACUCUGUUCUGGUUUUUCAGGGCCAGGUUUUUAUAUGAUUUUCAGCAAGUGUUUUAUUUCUAGUGUUUAGUGGCUUGAAGAUGCUGAUGCUUGACAGCAUUAAGAUUCUGUAAGAUGCCACAUACAGUAGUUAGAAAACAUUUAAGCGUGAGUUGUGGGAUACUGAUUGAUCUCACAAAUGCAUGUGAUGUGUGUAUGUAAGCAGAGAAGUGGAACCUGUUUGCAGAGGGGAGCACAAGGCAUAGAUCAGCAUCACUGUUCUACAGCUGAGAUCCUGUCACUUGAAAGAGAAAACUCUUGAUGAAUUAGGAAAGUCAUCUGUUUAAAAUCAUUCUGUUGCUUCUGUUUAACAUUUAUGUGGGGGAUGGGAAUGGACUGUUCUGUCAAAACUUUCAAAAAUUGGAGUAUUCCAGCAUGAAAACAUGAAAACAAAUCGCUAGGAACAUCAGGCUUUGUUCAAAUACAUUUUUCUAUCUCCAGAUACUCGUGGUCUCUCUCUGAAACCAGAACAUGCAUUCUGAGCAGCUGCAUGACACCCAAAUUACUGAUGCUCUUGUAUCGAGGCAGUUGUUGACCUUUAGCACAAUGUGUGUGUAAUUGUCAGUGUCUCUCCUGCUCCUGGAAUGGCUGGGCACAGUUUCACCUGGUGCUAUGGAAUACCUGGGCUAUUGUGACAACUCUAGACCCGCCUGCUUUCUCCAUGUAACCAUGUGCAAAGCCUGUCAGAUGCAAUGAAAUGUUUUGCUGUGUCAAAGCACAAGAGAGCCAAUGAAUCGAUCCUGUCUCUUGACUAGCUCCCGCAGCUUAGGGAAGUGUAUAAACCCAAGAUUGUAAUGUUUCUGUAGCUUUACUUUCUCAGUGACUUCAGCAUAUUUAAAGGGACAGCCGUGCUCAGACUGGUUUGUUCAUCCAGCAGUGUCAGUGUAGCUCCUGGUGUGUGCAGAUCCAUGGUGCAGCUGCUUGUGUAGCCUCACACUGUGUGUGAUUCCUCUCCUCCGUGUGGUUUGCAUCCCGUGGGAGCCCCUGGCUGGGAGCAGUUCAGUCCCCCUCACUUGUGACAAGCCGGUGUUCAUGCAGACUGCCAUGGCCUUGCUGUCGUGUCCCAGCUCUGGCACUGCUGCACAGACACUACACGCUGCCUGCCUUCAGUCUGAAGCUGCAUUUUAACUUUUUGUCCCCUUUCAGUUCUCUGAAGCAUGAGUUCAGUUAAUCCAUACUCUGGUGCUGUAGAGGAGAGGGUGUAUUAACUUGCUACUGUAGUCCCGAGUUCACCAGAACUGCUACAGUUACUUUUAUUUAGCAAAUUUGCUUGUGCCUAUAAUAAGGAAACUAAACUAGAAUGUGUGAAUCUUUGUGGGGGACCAGGUCACUGUUUAGUUAACUGGCCUGUAGCUAAACUUGAUGUGUUUGGUGUUUAUCUACUUCACUGCUUUCAGCGUUUCUGGCAUCCAAACACUACCAAUUGUUAACCUGUGCAUUACUCUCUGCAUGUGAACAACUUACACAAUUACUGAACUUUGUAAAUACGUGAAUUUUUUUAUUUAGGUGGAUGCAUAUGUUGGUUUACUGCUCUUCAGCUUUAUUCAAUAAACUUAUGUUUUGAGGGUUGUAUUGACACUUAACUGCCUGACUUGAGUUGGUGUGGCUGAACUUAUGGAAAAACACAAUGGGAUGUCUGUCUGCUCUGCCAAAGAUUACAGUGGGGGAAGAAGGAUUGAUAAACACCUGAGUUGAUUUAUAUUCUGUGAUUCAGCUAUUCCAGUGAAAUGCUCACAAAACUACCUUUGAGGCCUGGGGUUUGCUCACCUUACCUGAGCAAGCUCAGAUAAUCAGUCUGAGCAGAUUUCAGGGCUUUUUUCAGUGUGUGAAAAGCACUGGUCAGCUGCAGGGUCUGAAGGAGGGGCUGCCUUCUGGAGCUCUGUUUUCAGGAGAGAAAUGCAUGUAUCUGCAAACUUGGUUCUUGUGUCAAGCCUAGAGUAAAACCUUUGUUUUUCUAGCACAAGUGUCAGAUCUUGCAGUGCCUGAUCAUUCACUGCCAAUUAAAGGAGGAAGAUUCUUAUCUCAGUAGAAAAGUGAGGCUUUUGUUGACUGAGGUCUUGAACGAAAUCUUAGCUGUGAUUUUAAUCUCAAGUUUCACUGACUAUUUAUCCCAAAGGUUUUUAUUGUAUUAAUUUCUCUUAGGACACUGAUUAAUUUGUAGGAUUGUCUAUCAGCAUCUUCCAAUUAAUGGUAAGAAAUUGGAUGUCUUGUUUCAGGCUUGUCUCCAUGUAAGCUUUCAGACUUGCUGAGCUGUAUCAGGUUAGAGUUUAGUCCUGAGUGCAGGUCUUUGAGCAUCCUUCAUGUGUAACUCAGCUGGGAAGGACUAGUGAACUGUUCAAGAUCCUGGGCAUAUUUCUUGGGGAGUUUCCUGCAUGCAGAACAAACUCCCUGCAGUUCAUAGUCAAAGUAAAAUGUUUCUAGACACAAAUCUGAAAACAGUGUUAGUGCACUCAGCCUUGCCAGCCUGUAAAUCAGCUGUGGUAUGAACUGGCCCCCAGCUCUUUGCUUGAUGUGGUUUUUCAGUGCCAGUUUUGUUUCUAGGUGUAAAUAGCAGGGAGAGACACAGGGCCCCCCCUAUGGUGUGUGUGCUCUAAAAUGUGCAUUUGCCAUACUGCCCAAAAUGCUGUUUCACAGCUGUUCUGGUACUGUUGUUGGUUACUCCUGUGGCAGGAAGGAGAGCUCAGAGUGGCUGUUUGAUUCCAGUGUUUCUGCUUCUGGUACCUUUCCUUUGAAACAAGGGAAGUGGAGGAAGUGUUUCCUUCUCCACACCUUUCAGCCUUGGACUGAAAACAAUACUAAUCUGACACUUUGUGUCCAAGGUUAAAUCUUUUCUGGCCUAAUAAAGGUGUGGAGUUCCAGCAGUAGCAGUGGUGUUUGCUGAACUUGGUUGCUGUAGCUGUGUUCUAGAAAUGUAAUCUCACCAUGAUUGCUUGUCUCAGGGUCUGUAGUGAGCAUGGACAGUAAAAAGAGGCUGAUUAAAUUUCCCAUUCUCUUCACAAAAGUUGCUUUUGGGGAUGCAUUUUAGUUUCAUAAAUUACUGCAUUUGAUAUCAAUAGCCAUAGCCCUGAAACUCCUCUGAUGCAGGACUUGACUGUUGGCAUGUUAAGAAAAGCAGCUCUGGUGAAAAGGCAGACCCUGAGCCAGAGAGAACUCGUGGUGGGGAAUACCUGGAGGUUGGGAUGGUGAUUCCUUGAAGUUCCUUACAGAGCAGGGGAGUUCCCAUCACCCAGGGCCAGCUGAGGGGCUGGGCAGCUGCACAGAGCAGCUCUGUCCUACUUGGAAACAGGGAAGAUGCACAAAUGUGGAGCUGUUCCAUGAUCCCUGGAACCCAUAAUCUAAUUUCUCAGUGAUUUAUGUUUUCUCUUUGCAUUGUGAUAGAAACAGGUUGGAAAGAUUUUUGGGUGCUGACAUAUCAAACUGCAUAAUCUUCACUUUCUGGUAGAAGAAAAGGCCAAAGAAAAUGCCUUAAACAGUCUCUGUGUUGAAUCUAGGAAUGUUGUGCAGGGAUCUGUAAUAACCUGAGGUAUGGCUUAGCAGGAUUAUCAAGCUUUUAACUCGCCUGAGGUUUCCUUUGUCGUUGCUGUGGCUGUGCAAUGGCCCGUCCUGGUUUGCUUUGUGCUCCCCCAGCAUGCAGCACUGCUCCCCUGCCUUGCUCCUGCACUGACCCUGAGGAGUGUGCAUCCCAAAAAGGGCUGGGCAGCAGGACAUUGAUUUAGCUGUUUCUGAGCUGACACGGACAGUGAAUCGUGUUAAAGGAGAAGUCAUGUGUGAGUGCCUGAGCUUCAGGGCUUCAGUUCCCAAAAUGUGAGUGCAGAACAGCUUGUGUCACCAGGCCAGGACCCUUCAGAGUGCUCUGCUGCUUUAGGGCUGCAGCUGCUGGAUGUUCCCCUGUGUCCUGGUGAAACAGAGGGGUUUUCUCUGUCACUCCAAUGGCAAACACCAAUGGCACUCAGAGGGGCUUUGCACAUACUCUUUAAAAGGAGAAGUGAAAUACUUGAUGUUUUUAUUUCCCUCCCAGUGGAAGGUGGGUAAGUAGACCUUUGUGCCAGGAUUAGUGCCUUUUAAUUAUGACAUGACAGGUUUUAUUCUGUUAAAGGCAACAUCUAUCAUUGUGAUAAUUUUGAAGUGCUUCAAUAAAGUGUUGUUGA